AUGAACACACUGUUUCUAUUUUUCUCUCUUGUUUUCGGUGCAUCUGCAGUCCCUGUAGUAUUUGAUAAGCCACUUUGGGAGGGCAAGGACGCCAGAUUUGCCGCUGUUCUCCACGGAAAAUUUGAUGAGCCAGCAGUUGAUGGCGAUAAACUCAGAUUUUUGCUAUUGGUACCAAAAUUGGGUGCUGACGUAAAAGAGUUCCACACUGGCCUCACACCAAAGCCAGUUAAAUUUCUUGGACUCGGUGAUGCCGAGCACCUGACCGGCCUUUUUGGACUUUCUGACUGCAAAACUUGGUUUGCCCUCACCUGGGAUGUAUUCAACGCAGGCGUAUUGGCUACUAAAUUUGAAGUUGGUGUUAAAGAGAAUGGCGCAUUUAAAUAUCCACUCGUCGUUGGAGGAUGGGAUGGAUUUGCCGAUUUUGUACACGGCAAAGUAAAAUUUGCAGCAUUUAAAGAGCUUUGGAAACUCUUACCUUCUCACCUUGCAGUACACAAGGUUUGGUGGCUCUUCAAGAAUCUUUGGUCCAUUACAAUGUUUGUUAACAAACGUUAA
Molecule: messenger RNA, 555 nt
Organism: Theileria orientalis strain Shintoku
Lineage: Eukaryota; Apicomplexa; Aconoidasida; Piroplasmida; Theileriidae
Exons: 2
Coding region: 1-555 (184 amino acids)
Source: RefSeq, a predicted model, not a curated record